Molecule: messenger RNA, 1010 nt
Organism: Cydia amplana
Lineage: Eukaryota; Metazoa; Arthropoda; Insecta; Lepidoptera; Tortricidae
Gene: Pgam5
Product: serine/threonine-protein phosphatase Pgam5, mitochondrial
Exons: 6
Coding region: 75-965 (296 amino acids)
Biological process (GO): peptidyl-threonine dephosphorylation; positive regulation of mitochondrial fission
Cellular component (GO): mitochondrion
Molecular function (GO): protein serine/threonine phosphatase activity
Source: RefSeq, a predicted model, not a curated record
AUGAAAAGUAUUCUACUUUAGUGCAAUUUCUGCAUAAGUAAAUCUGUAGCUAAUAAGAUACACGUUUUUUCGUGAUGCCUUCUUUUUCAAGACUUCAUAAAAUAGCUAUUAUCAGCUUGGGGGCCGUUGGAGGCGGCCUAGCGUAUUAUCAGUUAAAUAGUAAACAGGAGAGGAAAUACGGCGUGCAUAAUUCGUGGACUACAAAUUAUUCUCCUAGUGUGAAAUGGGAUUCUAACUGGGAUCACCGGGACCCAAAAGCUAUCGUCAAACUGCCAAAGAGCAGCAAACCAGAAGACGACAACAGAUAUAACGAGGAACUAGAGAAGGCGAAGAGCAAAGCUGUGCGGCACAUAUUCAUGAUCAGGCACGGCCAGUACUUUGUUGACGGAGCUACUGAUAAAGAGAGAGUACUUACAGAAUUAGGCAGGAAACAAGCAGACUUGACAGGGCAACGGUUAGCGUGCCUAGACAUAAAAUGGGACCUUCUAGUCCGUUCAACAAUGACACGGGCACAAGAGACAGCCACACUCAUUCAGAAACACCUUCCCGCUGACUUGGAGGUGAUCAACUGCUCCUUGAUAGAAGAGGGGGCUCCAAUACCUCCAGAGCCCCCAGUUGGUCAUUGGAGGCCUGAGCCCAAAUUCUUCCAGGAUGGCGCGAGGAUAGAGGCUGGUUUCCGCCGCUAUUUCCACCGCGCGUCGCCCGACCAGGUGCGGGACUCGUACACACUCCUCGUGUGCCACGCCAACGUCAUACGAUACUUCGUAUGCAAAGCGCUCCAAUUCCCACCCGAAGCGUGGCUCCGGAUAUCGCUGAACCACGGGUCCAUCACGUGGGUGUCCAUCAUGCCCAACGGGAACGUGGUGCUGCGCUCGCUCAGCGAUACAGGCUUCAUGGAGCCCAAGCAUGUCACUAGCCGAAAUUCGUUCUUGCGAGACGCGAAGAAGAAUAUCUUAGAAGACUAGUUAACAGGCAACACAAAAUACGUCUGACCAAUGAACAUAGCCUCG